Molecule: messenger RNA, 988 nt
Organism: Pezoporus occidentalis (night parrot)
Lineage: Eukaryota; Metazoa; Chordata; Aves; Psittaciformes; Psittacidae
Gene: MCM7
Product: minichromosome maintenance complex component 7
Exons: 5
Biological process (GO): double-strand break repair via break-induced replication; DNA replication initiation; DNA strand elongation involved in DNA replication
Cellular component (GO): MCM complex; nucleus
Molecular function (GO): single-stranded DNA binding; ATP binding; single-stranded DNA helicase activity
Source: RefSeq, a predicted model, not a curated record
GCUCUUUGACCUCCGCCCGCGGUUCCUCCGGUUGCGGCCUCACGGCCUCGGUCCUCCGAGACCCCCUGACGGGGUCCUCCGCGCUGCAAGGGGGCGCCCUCGUCCUCUCGGACGGCGGCGUCUGCGCCUUGGACGAACUCGAUAAACUUCCGCUUCCGGAACGGGCGGCGCUCUACGAGGCCAUGGAGCAACAGCGCCUCUCGGUGGCCAAAGCGGGCGUGGCCGCCAGGCUCAACGCGCGCUGCGCCCUAUUGGCUGCCGCCAACCCGCCUAUGGGGCGCUGGGACCCACGGAGACCCACGGAGAGCAACGUGGGGCUGGAGCCGGCGCUGAGCUCGCGCUUUGAUCUCGUCUGGGGGGUGAGGGACCGGCCCGCGAGGAGCAGGGACCUCAGCCUCGCCCACCACAUCACCUUCGUGCACCGCCACAACCGGGAGCCCCCCGGCGCCUUCCAGCCCCUGGACAUGAAGCUCAUGAGGCGGUACCUGGCCCUGUGCAAGCGGCAGCAGCCCCGGGUGCCCCCCGCGCUGGCCGAGCCCCUCACGGCCGCUUAUGUGGGGCUGCGCCGUGGGGCAGGGGGCGGCUUCACCUCCCCCCGCAGCCUCCUGGCCCUGCUGCGCAUGGCCACCGCGCUGGCCCGCCUGCGCCUGGGGGCCGUGGUGGAGCGCGAGGACGUGGCCGAGGCCGUGCGGCUGCUGGAGAGGAGCCGGGAAUCGCUGGAGACAGAACAGGAGCCGGGCCCACGGCCCCAGCGCCCCUCUGACGCCAUCCUGGCGGCGCUGCGGGAGCUGGGGGGCGGCCGUGGGGCCGUGCCCUAUAGCGAGGCCCUGGAGCGCUGUGGGGCCAAGGGCUUCACCCCGGCCCAGGUGCGGGCGGCCCUGGACGAGUACGAGGAGCUCAACGUGGUGCACGUGAACGCCGCCCGCACCCGCGUCACCUUCGUCUGAGCCCCACACAUCUGUGGGGCAGCCCUAUAGAUCUGUGGGGU